Molecule: messenger RNA, 4186 nt
Organism: Mya arenaria
Lineage: Eukaryota; Metazoa; Mollusca; Bivalvia; Myida; Myidae
Product: leucine-rich PPR motif-containing protein, mitochondrial-like
Exons: 32
Coding region: 6-3704 (1232 amino acids)
Molecular function (GO): protein binding
Source: RefSeq, a predicted model, not a curated record
UCAAGAUGGCAGCCCUCUGUCGGUAUUCACGUUUCUCGGUAGUUUUGAACCAUGCACUUCGACACAGCAGAAAUAUAUCAUUAAUAAAUAAUGUGGAUGAGAAGAUAUAUAAGAAUUGCAUAACUCCUAUUUCUGAUCGUUCGUGGUCUCCUUACAGUCCCACUAGCUUGCAGAGACUUUACAGUACUGGAUCAUCCAGCUCUGAGGUGGGGAAAAAUGCAGAAUUAAGAACAGAAGCCAGUAAAAAUGAACAAAAGACUGAAGCUCAAUUAGAAAAGGGCACAGAAGCAAGUGAAAAUAUACUGACGCCAGAAGCACAAUUGGAGGAGAGCAUAGAAAUUAGUGAAAAUGCACAAAAGACUAAAGCACAAUUGGAGGAGAGCACAGAAGCAAGUGAAACUGUACAGAAGCCUGCAGUGCUAAUCGAAGAGAGCAUUAAAGCCAGUGAAACUGUACAGAAACCUGCAGCGCUAUUCGAAGAGAGCAUUAAAGCCAGUGAAACUGUACAGAAGCCUGCAGCGCUAUUCGAAGAGAGCAUUAAAGCCAGUGAAAAUGGACAGAAGACACAUGAUAAAGUGCAGGAGAUUGAAACAUCUAAAGUAAGAAAUGUAUCUGCUUUUGCCAAUCAAAAUGUUGGAUAUACACUGUUUAUGGAAGAUAAUUUUUUGGAUACAAGAAACAAAAACCUGCCUAACUUGAAGAUCAAUAACGUUGAAUAUCCUAGUGAUUUCCCAGCCUCAGAAUAUUGGAGACGCUAUAGGUUUGAUGAAGAAUGUGAAUGGACAGCAGUGGAAAGGGAAAUUCAGAAAUGUGACAAGAUGGGGAAGUUUUUGUCUUUAAGAUUCUUCAAUUUAGUGAUGAGGUGCGCUUUAUUCAAAGAUGACUUUACCGAGGACCAGGCUACUCGCCUGCUCUUAACAACGGGGUUUAGUGCGGCGAGAAUACCUCCGGCGGAACUUAGCAAGUGGACCGAGUUUUUAGACAACAAAUUCAUGCAAUUAGGCCACUCAUACUCAAUUCGUUACUACAAUGCACUCUUGAAGGUGAUGCUGGAACACAAGACAGACUUCUCUGUCGUUGACUUCCUCGCCAGAUUGGAGAAGGCUGGAGUAGCUCCAAACAGGGUUACCCUCGGUCGCUGCUUAAUGAAGUACUGCCGAUCUGGAAACAUGGAUGCAGCAAAUGAGAUACUGGAGCACAUGAAGGCCACAGAGACGCUGAUCACAAAAAAGGUGUAUCUGUCCAUCAUGUCCGGACACUUUGCUGCAGGGAACUAUGAUACAGCGAUGGCACUGUUCAAGGACAUGGAGCGUGUAGGAUUUGGUUUGGAGCAGACAGCAUUUCACGAGGCCAUUAUAGGCAACAUGCUUGCUGAUAACCGAGAGGGAGUCGUCAAGCUCUUUGAAGAUGCAAAAGAAGCAGACUUUGAAUUGAGCGAACAAGCGUUGUGUCAGUUGAUAGAAAGUGCAGCUGUCUACGAUAGACCGGAAUACUGUGAACUGUUCCUUGAGAAGCUGAAGGGUACCAGCAACCAUUACUACAAUCGAGGACUGGAAACACUCAUUCCACUUCUGCGAAGAGGGUAUUACAAGAUUGCUUAUGAUUUCUUCAUGGGAUUAGAGAACCCGUCGCCAUUUAUAAUUAUAAAUGCAAUGAUGGUUUCAGAUAUGCCUAGACAAGAAGAAUUAAGAUUUCUACAGCAGUUACGGCAAGACCUUAACGCACAUGAUGUAUUUGAGUCAUUCAUAGAAUCUUGCUACGGUCAACAUAAUUUUGAGUCGGCAGUGGGACUGUUGCCUCAUCUACAACGUGAGGGCGUCAAGAUAAAGCAUAUGGGAUUCUUGCCAAUCUUGAUGUACUUCAGGAAUUUGGACAAUUUUAAAGGUAUGAGAAAAGAAGUCUUGCCAUAUUUACCCAAGGACUCUGAUAUGAUAAGGGUUGUAAAAAGUGUCUUCCCCCCUACGACUGACUUCAUAGCUGUUUUACAGAAAAACAUGGGUUUAUCCAAAGGUCAAAUGGCUGCGUAUCGUAUUGUGGAUGCUAUUAGCAAAGCAGGAAGUGAUCUUACUUCGGUUAUAGCACAAGCUAAGCAAGCAGAGGAGAUUGAUGAAAUUUUACCUGGACUGGCCAACGUGAGCAAAGGUUACCUGCAAAAAACCCUUUUCCAGUACUCGAUGAACAAUGCUGGACAGUGGAAAGACAUCCUGGAGCUGAUGGCGGUAUUGAAAGAAAAGGGCCUUCACAUGCAGAACAAGGACUUUAUCCAACACCUAACAGCAAAUGUCAGCAAACAGGAGAUGAAAGAUGAGCUUCUCAAUAAGGGUCUGUAUUUGUCCUGGAAUUCCCUGAAGAGUCUCGGUUUGGCUUCUGUUUGUACAAAAGAGGAAGGCGAGAAAAUUACGAGUUUGGAUAAAAUCCGUUUUGCUGAUAUGCCCCUUGAGGAAUUGAAGAAGAGAAUGAUACACUUCCUUCACAUGUUUUCCUUCAGACGGGAACUGUUGAUCAAAAGUAGCCGUGCAAAGGACUUCGAGUUAUUUGAGAAAGUAUUGAGCUAUAAAACUAAAAACGACCCGAAAGACAUUUACGUAGAGGGAGUUAAGAGUGCCUACUACUUGCAACAGAAAAACGACCACAUGGAGGCUUACAACUGUCUCAAGUCUGUGGAAGAGAUCCAUUCAUCUCCUGGGCGGACAUGGUAUGUGAUGCAUCUGUCGAACUUGUCACUGGAACUUUGGAAAGCCAAUCUCUUUGAAGAGGCCAUAGAUGCUCUGACAUUGCGACAGAAAGAUUUUCAGAACCCUAAUGUGAAAAUUACACUGUCUCUGCCUUCUUUCCUGAUGAACCUUGAGCCUACAGCGGAAAACUGCCAACUGGUUCAGAGAUUGGUCAGUACUGCCAGAGAAUAUAACUUAAAGUUUACCUUUGAAGACAUGAUAACAUUUUUAGCCUCAAGCGGUGACAAAGAGCAGGUACUUGCAGGGUUGCAAAUGUACCAUACGUCAAAAAACGUCAACGUCACCUGUGGUCGACUGCUCAUGAUUGCCUUCAAACCAUUCUUGGACAACAGAAAAGAUUUGCAAAAUGUGUACGAGAAGCUCUCUCAGAAAUUCAAUGAGAAUUUGGUGCUGCUAGGACUUGCAGCUGUUCAUCUUGAGUUGGACAAAUUCUCCAAGUUUGAAAAGAUCAUCAAUACGCAGGGCUUACACAUUGAUCAUAAGGUGAUGACUCCUAUCUUCCUGAAAUGGCGGGAAGAAGACAAGGUGGAAUGUAUUGAUAAGUUUAUUGAACUGUCGAAAGGGGUGCCUGGAAACGUUCAAUUGGCGUACGACUGCAGCCAGCUAAGAUAUAUGUGUGAUGAAGUCAAAUUUUCAGUAGAGGAAUGUGUUGAAUUCUUUAAAAAUACGUUCCAAGGAGAACAGUCUCUACCACCACUGUACGACCUGAAGUAUUUCGGGACUUACUUAAAGAUGAAUAACCAUCCGCUACCAUUUGAUGAAUCACUUCUGAAAGGGAAUGAGAUGGAAUACAGACAGAAUGUUCGAAAACAAAGAAGCAUGGCACAAAAGGUAAAGGAUCGAUUAGAUAGAACGUCUGAGGAGGACCCAGGUGACCAAGUCGAAGGCAAUAUUGAGUUUGUCGAUUUGCUGACAACCAUGAAGAAACCGAAUAAUAAAGAGGAUAAGAGCACGGCUUUCCAGUCCUAAGAGUUCUUAUCAGAGUUGAUUCAAUAUAGUUUUAACUAUUGAUAGUCUGGCUUGAUGGUAAAUUGACAAGUGUUCAGAUACUAAGUACAUGUACUGUGCUAUAAUAUUUCAUUUAUAGUCAUGUGCUUGACAUAUAUGUACUGUUUGAGAAAUAGACAAUUAUGUUUAUCUCGUGUGUGGACAUUGUAAUUUCCUAAAGAACUAGCUACGUGUAGUUUCGAUGGCUGUUUUUUGUAUUGUGCAAAUUGUUUGAAAGACUGUGUUCAAACAGUUGUCAUUAAUAUAAAUUCUUAUUUUCUUCGAAUAUUAAGAUUGUUCAUGUAUUUGAAUUCAACAUGUUUUUGAUAUUCAUGCAAACUUUUGAAGUUGUGAAAAUGUGCAAGUAAAUGUAGUUGAUGGAAUCAGUUUUUGAUUAUGAUUGAGUUUGUUACCACAAAUGCUUGAUAUGUAUACAUUUAGUAUAUGGUAAAAGUGUACCAGUG